AUGCAUUGCGGCGAAGAUGAUUUGUCGCCUUACACCUCAUUUUGUAAUGGUCCUUACAGUUCCUCGAUAGCCUCGUCGGCUUCCUCCUCUACGUCGUCAGUUUGGUCCGAUGCAGCUUCACAAGCAUCCGACAACUCUUCCAUCACCAGCGCCUCCUCCGAUUCCGAACCUUCAUACUUCUGCGCAAAUCAACCUCCCCUUCCGACUAUCGCAAUCGAUGUCUGCGAAAAAAAUAACAUUACAAAAUUUUGGCCACAACAAAGGUUACCCGUGGAAAUUGCCCCAGAAGAAAGGCAGAACCCCAGAAGGACUAGUGUCGGAUCUAGUACCCGCACAGGUCGUCCUCCUACCCUGAUACGUCAAGCUGAUCGCAAGGUCAACUUUGUUGACAGCCUCGUCGAUUCUUCGGCUUUGAUUGUCGAAGCCAUAUGGCCCCUUUCAACCGUCGCUUGUAGAAGCGAAAUGGGUAAAGGUGUCCUCCCUCUGCGCAUCUUCAUCCAAGAAACCUUGAGAAGAUCAAGGACCAGCUACUCGACUCUUCAAGUCGCCUUGUACUACCUGAUCUUGAUCAAACCAUUUGUACCAAAGACCGAUUUUACUAUGGAGCAAGCGGAUGAUACUCAAUCAUUCCGGGCUUUACAAUGUGGUCGACGAAUGUUCCUCUCUGCGCUUAUUCUCGCAUCGAAAUAUUUGCAAGACAGAAACUACUCGUCUCGCGCUUGGAGUAAGAUUUCUGGACUACCCACUUUGGAAAUCAAUCAAAACGAAAUAGCAUUCCUCCUCGCUGUGAAGUGGGAGUUGCACAUUACCGAGAAAGUUUUUCAACGUUGGACCGACAUUGUUUUGAACUAUACACCAUCAUCGCAGCCUCCAUCCCCAGGAGCCUCUACUUUGAGUAUCGCAGAGCAAUCGGUUGAGUGGAAACGAAUUGUUCUCCAGCUCAACCCGGAAUUGGAUAACAUAAAAGAAAUCACGAGUCCAUCUCACAAAGAAGUUUGUGGUCUUCCAUUGAGACCUUUCACGCCAUUGUCUGCAUAUCAUUUUUCAGGUUCCAAUGAGCCCACCUCGUCUCCAAAGCAUUAUUCACCUCAUGUCAUGGAGCCAUCACCAUCAGCCACGUAUCCAACUGUUAGACCUGUACCGGCUCUUGGCCUUCUCCCAACUCCACGAUUGACUCCCCAGAGUACGGGAUACAACACUCCUGCUGUGAGUGCUGCAUCUUACAUGCUCGGUAAAUCAUCCAUGAGUCUCGCCAUGGCACAGACAAACUUCUGCGGCCCGCAAGCGACUGAAAAGUGGGCAGGUCAAUUGACCUCAUCCCCACAAGGUUAUUCCUGCAAUCGUCGAUCAUCCUUGGCCAACUCGGUCUCGUCUAUGUCUUCGCCAGAAUCAAUGGUUUCGGAUACUUCAUCAAGAACAUCUCGUUCAUCUUCAAUCUCAUCUGCAUCGUCAGUGACGAGUGCGCCGGUCUCAGCAAAGCUGGAUGUCCAGGCGCGUUGUCGAUAUGCGAAGUUGUGUAGUGAGAAGAAGAAUAGAAAUGUUAUUGUGACAGUGGCCGAAUUGUGUGAAAGCUACGACGAAGUUGGGGCCGAUGCAUUAGAUGAAGCCGCACGAACUUUAUACGAAUUGCACCGCCAAUCCGUAUCUGUGGACUCAUCUAACAGAGUUGAUGACAAACCCGCGCAUACAUCUAACAGAGCUGGUGCUAAACGAAGUAGGACUCAUUCACUUGAAGCUUCUCUUCAUGAUAACGUACGAGACCUGUUGAUGACUGGGGGUAUGGCACACGUUUUGGCCAAGCCAGGUGGACAUGCUAGCGAUGUGCAAAUUUUGCCAGCGGCAUCGUCUGGAAGAAAGAGACUAUGUUGUGCGACCGAAGCUGCUCGAGGACUUUCUCAAACAAAUAUCCACCCAGCUUUUCGCCCGGGAAUGUGGGAGGGAAUACUAAAUUAA
This is a messenger RNA of Botrytis deweyae, 1953 nucleotides long. RefSeq lists its product as uncharacterized. The coding region runs from base 1 to 1953 and encodes 650 amino acids. Gene Ontology annotation, cellular component: cyclin-dependent protein kinase holoenzyme complex; nucleus. NCBI's taxonomy places the organism in Eukaryota, Fungi, Ascomycota, Leotiomycetes, Helotiales, Sclerotiniaceae. The transcript has 2 exons. Gene Ontology annotation, molecular function: cyclin-dependent protein serine/threonine kinase regulator activity; protein kinase binding. Gene Ontology annotation, biological process: regulation of cyclin-dependent protein serine/threonine kinase activity. The record is from RefSeq and is a predicted model, not a curated record.